AUGACUUCCUAUCAGGAGUUAACGGCCGAAGGGGAGACUAGCCCUCUGCUCACAGGCUGCUGCUGCCGCCGAGCGAAAGAGGUCAUAAACCGGGACCUGGGCGGCGGGUCUCAUCCACAACUCGGCUUUCGUGGCGAGGAGGGGACACUGGAGGUGGAAGUCGCCUCAGGAUUUUACUCCCCGCUUCUGUGCGCUUCUUUGGACAGCCCUCCUCCACCUCUCCCACAGACUCCGGAGGGCUUCUCGGCACCGGCCUGCCCCCACUCGUCCCGUGUCCCCUGGCGGUGCAGGGCGCAGGGGCAGGGCUCUCCAGGACGCGGAUACUGCGCGUCAAACGACGACGCGCGGCGCUGCGCUUUUGGGUCACUUGCGGAACAAUUCCAACUCUAUUCUCACGGCGACCCCGAGAUUCACGUCGCCGUGGGAAGUUCGGUCAACUCGGACUGUAGCGAUCCGGAUGGAAAGAGUAAAACUUUUGGGUGGAUGAGAGUGAAAAGGAGUCGGCAGCGGGCGGCCAGGAUGCACAUGACCUGUGGGUUCAGUCUGGUCGGCUCGGGCCUCGGCGUGGCGGAGGCUGGGAGCGGCAGCGCCUUCACGGACGGUCGUCCGUCGGUGAACGGAGCCCCGAGGACCAACUACAGCACCAAGCAGCUGACCGAGCUGGAGAAGGAGUUCCACUUCAACAAGUAUCUGACGCGGGCAAGGCGGGUGGAGGUGGCCGGCGCCCUGCAGCUGAGCGAGACGCAGGUGAAAGUUUGGUUUCAGAACAGACGCAUGAAGCAGAAGAAAUUGCAGAGAGACGGGCUGAUCCGCGACCCGAGGCCCGCGGCUGCGCACUCGCACGGCGGCGGCGGAGGAGGAGGACACACUCUGGACACCUGCCCCUCUCCCGGACCGACCUCUCCCUAAAAGAAAAAAAAAAUAAAAAGAAAGAAAGAAGAAGAGAAGACAGAACAGAACACCUGCCUCCCCCCCUCCUCGCCCCCUCCUCCCCCCUCCACAUCCUGAACUGAACAUGCAAGGAGCUGCGUCGUGCGUUACGCGGCAGCCUGCAGAUGUUUUGAUUCGCGUUUGCAUCGGUUUCAAUCAGGCUUCACCUUUAUUUGCUUACCACGAUGAAUGCUCGUCGCAAGAAGCGCGAUGGCAAGUUUCUUCAUGCAAGAGCGGCCGAAAACGAUUUGUCAUCCUCCCCCGGCUUCAGACUGGCGCUCUGAUUUGAAUAUUAAAAUCCAAGUCAUUCCAUUGCGCUCCUGCCUGCACAAUGUAAACGAAGAUACAAAACGUAUAUUAAUUGAGCAUAGAAGCGAUGGCCCAUUUGCUUAUUUAUUUUGGACAAUUUAUCCAGGAACUGACUUUACUUGAAUAUAUUUAUUCAGCAGGGCACGUGCGUAUCGCGGUUUUCUUUCAAACGACAAAUUAUUAUUAUUAUUUUAUUUAUUUAUUCAAUGAUCAGCCUACAUGUGGGGAUAUUUAUUUUAUUGAAACAGAAAGACAAUCCUUUUGAGUAACUUUUUGGAUUUAUUUUUUUAGUAUCAAAUCAGUGCUGCUGUCUCCAUGGAACUUAAUUUCUCUAUUUAUUUGUGUCUGGCAGCCCACAUUUGAACAUUUGAGCAGAAAUGCACCUGUUGUAGCUUUUAACACGCAUGUCAGAAGCCUGUUGUUGACGCUCCAAUGCUGCUUUGCCUCGAUUUCUAAGCUGUUCAUUAUCUUCCAUCCACGCAAAGAUUAAAAUGCCAUAAUUGACGCAUCGACUUAUUGGAGAGUAUCGAUCCGCAGUGAUCCAUCCGCAAAUCUGGGAGCAAAUCUGCAUGCAUCUGUAACUGCACGUUAAUGGAAUGUAGAAACAUCACGAUCGGGAGUUGUUGCCUCUUUUUAUUGCCCUUAUACAUGCAUCAGAAAAUGACAAUUUAGCUUGAACGCUCAUGCGGGAGAGCAGACAAUAAAAACCUUGCCUGCGCCUGUUUUGCGCAUCAGCCAAUAAAAGUGCGUGGCCCCAGCAGCUAAAUAUUCCUUCUAGAUUCCCAUCUCAUCUCAUAUAAAGUAAAUGAUAGUAAACACGGCUCUUAAACAUUGUUAGGGUCCCGUAUUGUUUUUUAUUUUAUUUUUUAGCAUGUUAAUGUCUCUUUUAAUAUCAAUAUAUGGGCCAUGAGCCACAUUCAUUUAAUGUGGGGGGAUAUUUUUGUUAAGCUUUCAAUUAGCCUGUUUGUGAAGGUUUACUGGAUGCAAAAUGGAUAUUUAUCUUAAGAGAGCAAUUAAAAUUGGCUGUUGUAGAUUAGAGCAAAAGUGCAUCAAUAAUACUGAAUUAAUUAGGUCUGCUAUAAACCUUUAACAGGUGUCUUGCAAAUAUAAUGCUGCAGAAUAUACUUCUGUAAAAAUAGGACAAUUGCAGCUCUGUAGAAGUAGAAGUGGACAUGAAGGCUGCAAGGCCAAGCUAAUGUAUGCAGUCACACCAGAGUUCACCCCUCACCUCCUGACCUUUGUCUUGCCUCGGGACAACAGUGACCUGGUCAGCGGCUCAGAUAGAGAAAGAUGCACCAUUCAUUUGGGUGACCUCCGAGUCUGAGCUUUUUCUUUCUUUCAUUUUCUCCUUUUUUCCCCAACAAGCAGCUCCGAACGCCUUUGUUCUGGUGGUGGGUUCUCUAUGUCCACACAGCCAUAUUUCAUGGAGCUGAAUAGAAAGGCAACCAGGCCAUAUGAUAAUUGUUCAUAUUAUAAUUCCAUACCAGGCCACAUAAUGCAUUUUUCCCCUCCUUACACCUAGAGCUAACCUAAUUUUUGCCCUAUCUCUUAUUUUAAUGAGCCAAAAAAUGCACUUCUACUGGCUCACUUUAUAAACUGGAUAAAGGAGUCUUUUCACCCAAUAGUUUUUUUCAUACAAAACUACAGACUUAUUUUUAAUAGCAAAGCUGAAAAAUUAAAGUUACUUGAGCAUUCUUAAUACUAUUCCAUGUCAGAGACAGCAUAAACAAAAUUUGGAGCAGCCAUUCAUUAGAUGCUCACAGCUUAUUUAUUUCAUGCAUAUUCGCUUGAAUAAUUUUUAAGAACACACAUUAAUCCCCUCCAAACAAUAUCUUUUAUAAUGUUCCUCUCAUGAAUAUUAAACGACAGCUUGGAAGGAAUAAAAGUUCAAACUUAAAGCAGAGAAACUUACAUGUAAAAGUUUUUUUUUUUUUAAAUAAUUGACAAGAAUAAUUUUAUAUUCAAACAGGACUGAAAUGUGCUGAGCCCAGUUCAUUUUUACAUUUGCAUUUAAACAAAACACACACCAUUAAGGUUGCCUUCCUCUAAACAAAAUAGUGCAAAGUGGAAUGUUUAACAAAACCAUCAAAUGUGUUCGUCUUUUUAAUGCAAAGUGUGUGAAGGUUACGAGGUUGAUGAUGAGGACAAUGAUGUUGAACUCAUGCGAUGAUGAAGCCUGCGACUAUAAAAUUGGUCUCUCAUGUCCACUGUUCCCACUGAGAAGUGUGUUGCCUUGACCUUAUUAGAAACUCUUUUGUCAUCUGUGCAAAUAUGUUCCUUUGCCACAGGGCUUUGGGUUACAGGUUGCAAUGUGUGCAGAGGAUGCUUGCAGCAGGUGUGCACUCACACUUCUUUUUUAACUUACCUCAUCACUGUUUUUACUCUGUAAGAGAUUCAGUCAGUAAUACUGUUUAAGCAGGAGUACAAACAAUGUGUUAAAGCAAAAACGUAUUGUGAAUUAAAAGGUUGAGGUGAAGGUGUAGGAGGUAAAAGGA
This is a messenger RNA of Amphiprion ocellaris (clown anemonefish), 3734 nucleotides long. It is a transcript of the gene hoxc1a, whose product is annotated as homeobox C1a. The record is from RefSeq and is a predicted model, not a curated record. The transcript is spliced from 2 exons. Gene Ontology annotation, molecular function: RNA polymerase II cis-regulatory region sequence-specific DNA binding; DNA-binding transcription factor activity, RNA polymerase II-specific. NCBI's taxonomy places the organism in Eukaryota, Metazoa, Chordata, Actinopteri, Pomacentridae. Gene Ontology annotation, biological process: regulation of transcription by RNA polymerase II. The coding region runs from base 1 to 909 and encodes 302 amino acids. Gene Ontology annotation, cellular component: nucleus.